GAAUUCAUUCAUAUAUAAAUAGGCCAUCUAAGCCACUGUUCAAUCAUGCAUCAGAGUUGUUUGGAGCUUUUUACGUACUUACGUAACAGGUUUACUCUCAAAGAUGGAUGAUGCUGGUGGAAAGUCCAGUACUAAGUAUGAGUGCUUGCUCUUUGAUAUGGAUGAUACUUUGUACCCUAUGAGCUCAGGUCUCAACUUGGCUUGUCGCAAGAACAUAGAAGAAUACAUGUUGCGACACUUGCAUAUUGAUGAAAAUGAAGUUGCUAAGAUGUGCUUGGACCUGUAUAGGGAAUAUGGGACGACCAUGGCUGGUCUAAAGGCUCUUGGCUAUGAAUUUGAUGAUGAUCAGUUUCAUGCUUACGUUCAUGGAAACUUACCAUACGAUGCUCUGAAACCCGACCCAGUGCUAAGGAACCUUCUACUUUCUAUGCCACAGCGCAAAAUAAUCUUCACUAAUGCGGACAAAGCACAUGCAGCACAAGUCCUGAGCAGACUGGACUUGGAAGAUUGUUUCGAUGGUGUGAUAUGCUUUGAAACUCUUAAUCCCAAUCCCUCUUCCAAACCAGUUGAUUACAUGAACUGUAGUGUAGAUGAAGACAAAGAAGACCUUGUGCCCACACAAGGUGAAGAGGGUGAAUUAGAGUGCGCCCCCACUGAUGAUACUCAUGACCGUAACAGUUUAGCACCCAAGUUACCCAUUCUCUGUAAACCCUCAGUGGAAGCUAUUGAAGCCGCCAUUCGGAUUGCAAAUGUUGAUCCAAAGAAAACAAUUUUCUUUGAUGAUAGUGCAAGGAACAUUGCAACUGGGAAGGCAGCUGGGCUUCACACAGUCAUUGUAGGGAGCCCAACGCUGGUGCCUGGAGCAGACCACGCCCUGAAUAGCAUCCACAAUAUCAAAGAGGCACUGCCUGAAAUAUGGGAAAGUGAAAACGAAGAAGGAGAGCAGGUAGAGCAAGUCAUCCAAUCCACUCCUGUCGAAACUAUAGUCCUUGCAUAGGCUUCCGUCUCCCCUCCCACGCAAAAAAUAGUUGUUCCUAGCCUCUACUUGGCUAGUGUUGUCCCCAAAUUGAUACAUCUAUACUCACAGUAAGAUGAAGUUAGUUUACAAGUUUUGGGACAAAUCGACAAUAAAAUUUUGCCUAUCUCUUCUUGAAUUACAUAAAACCUGCUCAGGUGAUCAAUUUAAAUUUCCA
Messenger RNA from Camellia sinensis, 1193 nucleotides. Its product is annotated as Haloacid dehalogenase-like hydrolase (HAD) superfamily protein. NCBI's taxonomy places the organism in Eukaryota, Viridiplantae, Streptophyta, Magnoliopsida, Ericales, Theaceae. The record is from RefSeq and is a predicted model, not a curated record.